Molecule: messenger RNA, 2419 nt
Organism: Arachis duranensis
Lineage: Eukaryota; Viridiplantae; Streptophyta; Magnoliopsida; Fabales; Fabaceae
Product: phosphoinositide phosphatase SAC7
Exons: 20
Biological process (GO): phosphatidylinositol dephosphorylation
Cellular component (GO): endoplasmic reticulum
Molecular function (GO): phosphatidylinositol-4-phosphate phosphatase activity
Source: RefSeq, a predicted model, not a curated record
AUGAAAGUGGCAUAAUGAGGAAGCAAUGCAGCAUCAUUUCCCUUCGUUAGUUACAGUCUUACACACUCACGCUAAGAUUCCAUAAGCCACAUCGAAUUCGAAUUCGAAUUCGAAUUUGGAUCUCUCAUUCUCCGAUCGUGCGAGCCAGUGAGUUGAAGAACUUCAACGAUGAUGGAGAAGGCGGAUUCGGUGCAGAAGCUUUACACGCGGAUGCGGCUUUGGGACUUUCCGGAUCAGUACGUGAUUGAACCAACGGAUGGUUCUUCUGGUUCUUCUUUGGCCAUUAGUAAAGUCGAUGGUUCCAUGAAGCUAAUCGAUGAAGUUCCACAAGGUAACUCCCUUCAAGUUCCUAAGAUUUAUACCAUCUUCGGUGUGGUUGGCAUGUUGAGGCUUCUGGCUGGAUCAUAUUUGCUGGUUAUAACUGAUCGAGAAUGUGUUGGAUCUUACUUGGGGCAUCCAAUUUUUAAAAUAUCUUCCUUGAAGUUUUUUCCCUAUGUCCAACCAAUUUGCAACUCAUAAUUUUUAUACCUUAUUUGGCAACAGAAGACAGAAAUGGAAUUUCUAGGGCUGCUAAAUGUUGCUGAGAAAACCCAUGGUCUGUUCUUCUCAUACGAAACUAACUUAACUCUGAGUGCACAGCGUUUAAAUGCCCUAGGUGAUGAGUCUAAAUUGCUUCCUCUUUGGAGACAGGCAGAACCUCGCUUUCUUUGGAACAAUUAUAUGUUGGAAGUGCUCAUUGAUAAUAAGUUAGACCCAUACUUACUCCCAGUAGUCCAAGGCAGUUUUCAUUACUUUCAAGCAGCCAUUGGGAAAGAGACUAUUGAUGUCACUUUAAUUGCUAGGAGAUGCACAAGAAGAAAUGGAACUCGAUUAUGGAGAAGAGGAGCUGAUGCUGAUGGGUAUGCUGCGAAUUUUGUGGAAACAGAGCAAAUUAUGCAGCUCAAUGGGUAUACUGCAUCAUUUGUUCAGGUUCGUGGUUCAAUUCCAUUGCUAUGGGAGCAAAUUGUUGACCUAACUUAUAAACCAAAGUUUGAGUUAAUGAAACAUGACGAAGCUCCUCGAGUUCUGGAAAGACAUUUCUUAGAUUUAAGAAAGAAAUAUGGGGCAGUGCUGGCUGUUGAUCUUGUUAAUAAGCAUGGUGGAGAAGGUCGGCUGUGUGAAAAAUUUGGCAGUACAGUGCAGCAAGUGGCUAGUGAUGAUGUAAGAUAUGUGCACUUUGAUUUUCAUCAAGUAUGUGGGCACAUUCAUUUUGAACGUCUCUCAAUCCUUUAUGAUCAAAUUUCGGAUUUUAUUGACACAAAUGGAUAUCUUCUACUGAAUGAAAAGGGAGAGAAAAUGAAGGAACAACGUGGGAUUGUUAGGACCAAUUGUAUUGACUGUCUGGACCGUACAAAUGUAACUCAGAGCAUGAUAGGCCGAAAAAUGUUGGAAUACCAGCUUAGAAGGCUUGGUGUCUUUGGUGCCGAAGAAACCAUUAGUUCACAUAAAAAUCUGGAUGAAAAAUUUAAGAUCUUGUGGGCAAAUCAUGGAGAUGAUAUAAGUACACAGUACACAGGAACUCCUGCUCUGAAAGGAGACUUUGUAAGAUUUGGACAUCGAACAUUUCAAGGGAUACUAAAAGAUGGCUGGAAUGCUCUUCUACGCUAUUAUUUGAAUAAUUUUAGUGAUGGAACUAGGCAGGACGCAAUUGAUCUCCUGCAAGGACAUUAUAUAGUUUCUGUCAGCAGAGAUGCAACUCCCUCUUCCAAGAAACAAGGCCUUGAAUCUAUAGCUUCACUUCCUCUAGCUUUGGGUCUGGUUUUAACUGGAUUCUUUUUUGCAAUCAUGUCAUUGAAUCAAGGUCGAUAUGAUUAUCGGCACUUCUUCUUAUCACUAAUGUGGGCUGGCAUUAGCAUCGGGAUAGCAGCAGUUGUGAGGGCGAAUGGUCGUGUUUUCUGCAACAGGCCUCGCCUACACAAGCCCAGGAGUUAAAAAUAUUUAUGCAGAUCACGCUGAGCAAUUACAUUCAUUUAUGUGCAGUGUGCAGCUUCUGCAACACAGGACUCAUUGGCAUAGCCUUAGUUACACUUCCAGAUCACUUUAACAGAUUCGAUUCUUAAAUCAAGGUUCCCUGCUUGCUAUUAUUUAUUCUUUCUUACUAAUUCUGUAUUCAUCAUUAUAGCUUCCAGAAAUUUAUUUAUAUCAUGGUCCUGUGAUCCUGUCCACGUCCCAUUGGAGGGGUUGGGGUGGUUGUUUUGUCAAUGUUUAUGCCGAAUUGCAGAUCCUCCCCACCUUGUAUAUUUGGCUCUAUCUGUGCCAUGUUUGAGAUGGAAGAAUGUUGAGGUUGUUGGAACUCAUCAAAUUUGAUAAUAUUUUGUAUGCUUCAUGCAAAUCGAGAUACAUAAAAUAGAACGCUUAGAAAUAUUGGCACUUGUUGUUA